This is a messenger RNA of Maudiozyma barnettii, 2679 nucleotides long. It is a transcript of the gene KHA1, whose product is annotated as Kha1p. The record is from RefSeq and is a predicted model, not a curated record. Lineage: Eukaryota; Fungi; Ascomycota; Saccharomycetes; Saccharomycetales; Saccharomycetaceae. Gene Ontology annotation, cellular component: membrane. Gene Ontology annotation, biological process: proton transmembrane transport. Gene Ontology annotation, molecular function: monoatomic cation transmembrane transporter activity; antiporter activity. Bases 1 to 2679 code for a protein of 892 amino acids. The transcript has a single exon.
AUGGCAGGUCAAGUGGGCGGUGUUUUAUCAGGAGCUAAUCCGUUUCAUUAUAACUCAAGCUCUCCCUUAACAUUAUUUUUAUUCCAAACAUGCUUGAUCCUAGCGACUUGUAACCUUUUGCAUCUUUUCUUUGGAAAAUUACGUCAACCAAAAGUUAUUUCUGAAGUCAUUGCAGGUAUAAUAUUGGGUCCAACAGUAUUUGGUCAAAUACCAAAUUAUACAGAAACUGUAUUUCCUAAAUCCUCAAUCCCCGGCUUAAACCUUACAGCUAAUUUAGGUAUUAUCCUUUUCAUGUUUUUCUUAGGGUUAGAAGUUGAUACAGCGUUUAUGAAAAGACAUAUGAAGACUGCUCUAUCCAUGGGUUUAGCUACCCUAGCUAUACCAUUUGGAUUUGGUUGUCUUUUAGCAAUUCCGUUGUAUCAUAAUUAUUCUAAUAAAAUUGAUUCAGGAAGAGAAGUUAAAUUUACUGUCUUUAUGGUGUUUAUUGCCGUUUCGAUGGCUGUCACUGCAUUCCCUGUACUGUGUAGAAUACUUAAUGAAUUACGUUUAAUAAAAGAUAGAGCUGGGAUUGUUGUAUUGGGAGCUGGAAUUAUUAACGAUAUCUUAGGUUGGGUGUUAUUAGCUUUAAGUGUCAUUUUAUCAAAUUCUGAAUCAAGUCCAGUCAAUACUGUGUACAUAUUAUUAUGCACAUUUGGUUGGUUCUUGGUUUAUUUCUAUCCUUUGAAAUAUGCUUUGAGAUGGAUUCUAAUAAGAACCCAUGAAUUGGAUAGAAAUAAACCUUCUACUUUUGCCACUAUGAGUGUCUUGUUUAUUAUGUUUAUAUCUGCUUAUUUUACAGAUAUUAUUGGUGUACAUGCAAUAUUUGGUGCAUUCAUUGCAGGACUUGUAGUCCCCAGGGAGAAUCAUUACGUCGUUAAACUUACUGAAAGAAUGGAAGAUAUUCCAAAUAUUGUAUUCAUACCAAUAUAUUUCGCUGUUGCAGGUUUAAAUGUCGAUUUAACUCUUUUAAAUGAGGGGAAAGAUUGGGGUUAUAUUUUUGCAAGUAUUGGGAUUGCUAUUGCUAGUAAAGUAUUUUCAGGUGCAAUUGUGGCGAAAUUACAUGGUUUAUUUUAUAGAGAAUCUUUGGCAGUAGGAAUUUUAAUGUCUUGUAAAGGUAUUGUGGAAAUUGUUGUUUUGACAGUUGGUUUGAAUGCAGAAAUUAUUAGUAAGAAAAUAUUCGCAAUGUUUAUUCUAAUGGCUUUGGUAUCAACCUUUGCUACUACUCCUUUAACUCAAUUAGCAUACACAGAAUCGUAUAGAAAGGAAUUAAACAAGACUUUGGCAAAAAGAGAUACAGAGAAUGGAAUAGAAGAAACAACGGAGGAGUCAGAAUUGGAUCUUAAAGAAGAACAUUUGGCUAAUACACUUUCCUCCUUUGAAGAUUUGAAAUCAUUUCAUGUUACAGAAGUGGUAACAGUAUUAAACACUACAGAUGCUAUAUCGACUUCCCUGGAAUUCUUAAAUUAUUUGAUAUAUGAUAAUACUCAUGAUCAAUCCAAAUUUAUCAGUGCUCAAAGAACAAGAGUAUUAAGUAAUAGUUCAAGUCAUUCUACAUUAAGAACAAAGACUAAGAGAUUAAAGCGUUUUUUGUCCAAGAAUACUACUUCUACUAUUGAUGAUAAUGAGACAGGUCUUACUGUCAUUGAAGAAGAUGAUCUGGGUUUUGAUUUUUUGGUACCAUUAAAUGUUAUUCAUUUGAGACUACUGACUGAAAGAACAACAGAUUUAUUACAAUCUUCAACUCUUUAUAAUGAAGAAUCUCAUUUCACACCAAAUUCAGAUUCAAUUAUAGGUAUCUUUGAUAUAUUUUCUCGUUUAGGAAAAGUUCCAUUUUCAAGUGAAGUUAUUUUUUCAACAAUUAGAGAAAAAGCAUUAAACAUUAAAUCUUCUAAUAUCAAAGAGGGAAACUUGGUCUUACUUCCUUUAAAAGGUGCACUUUAUGAGUAUAAAGGAUCGAUUGCAUUGAAUGAUGAAAAAUAUCAGAAUUUCAAUCAUAUUUAUUCUCAUUUAUUAGGCAUCAAUGAACUACCAUAUAAUUUCUUCAACACAUUAACAAAUCUGAAUGCAAAUCUGGCAAUGUUGAUUUCGAAUACAAGUAGUAAAAUGAAUGUCAAUAGAUUUUCUUCUAGAUAUUUUACUUUGGUCUUACCAAAUGAAAAUUUUACUUCUUCUGAUUUUUUGGCUUUGUAUAUUUUCCUGUUAAUAUUUUACAGAAAUAGAAACAAACAAAUUAAUAACAAAAGUACAAUAUUUGUGAAUGAGAAGAAUUCUGGUCUUACUGACACGUUAUUCACAACUUUUCAGAAUUAUGAAUGGAUGAAUGAAGAAUACGUCGAAAUUAUUUACGUCAAGACCGAACAUAAAACAGUCAAUGGUAUUAUUGGCACGUCUUUUGUUGAAAGUAUUAUAGAAAAUAAUCUUUCAAUAGAGGCGAAAGAACGUUUAGAAGAAACGACAUUCAUUAUGGCCGAGCCAUAUUUCCAGUCAACAGAACCAUUUUCUGAUGAGGUGAAGUCUGCAAUAUUAGAGGGUGCUAAUUUAAGAUUUGACGUUUUAGUCGUGCACCAUUAUACCUGUAAUAUUCGAAAGGAUAUCACACCAACUGAAUCUGAUAAAGAAGUUGGCGGUAGUGCCACCUGA